AUGACCCCGAGACCACCUCCUCGGCGCGGCCAGCCCGCCCGAGACGUGCUUCUCGGCUACAUGUCCCCGAGACCACGUCCUCGGCACGGCCAGCCCGCCCGAGACGUGCUCCUCGGCCGCGUGUUCCCGAGACCACAUCCUCGGCGCGGCCAGCCCGCCCGAGACGUGCUCCUCAGUCAUAUGUCCCCGAGACCGCCUUCUCGGCGCGGCCAGCCCGCCCGAGACGUGCUCCUCGGCCGCGUGUCGCCGAAAGCACCUACGCAGCGCGGUCUAUUUGCCCCGGACAUGUGCCUCAAUCGUGAACCGCGAAGAGAACCAUCGCUUACCGAUCAAAGCCACGCCUCGAAUCCCCGCCGUCCGAUGCCGAGCCAUGGCUUCCUUUGGGGGGGAUAUGAUAUGGCAAAAAAUGGCGGACCCCACUCCUGGCAACGUCCCCCGCACGUGGACAGGCGCGGCGCCCCAGGAAGAGCAAUAAGGGUGACGGUCUGCGUCCGGACGUCAGCCUCGCUGAGCCCACAGCCCCCUUCAGUUGACCCAGCACAGUAG
Messenger RNA from Musa acuminata AAA Group (dessert banana), 546 nucleotides. RefSeq lists its product as uncharacterized. Lineage: Eukaryota; Viridiplantae; Streptophyta; Magnoliopsida; Zingiberales; Musaceae. The record is from RefSeq and is a predicted model, not a curated record. The coding region runs from base 1 to 546 and encodes 181 amino acids. The transcript has a single exon.